UUUUUCCCAAACAUCCCCUUAAUCCCCUUAACGUUGGCCAUCCAAAUAAACUUUAUAAAACAAGUCACUAUUUUAAACUCCUCACGAUAUAAAACAUUAUAAAAAAUGAAUGAUUUUGCAAGAUAUUUUGAAAUUAACUUUAACACUAAAUAUUAUUGUAAAACUACUAAAUGGUCGAUAUAAUUUUUUUGUUAAAUUUGGUGUGGUUUUAUUUGACAUUUUGAUUCUUUUUGGUAGUCGAUAUAAUUUUUUUGUUAGACUUGGGUGUUGUUUUGGACUUUUGUUGACAUUUUGAUUCUUGCUCGUGGCACUUUGAUAAGUCGCUUUUAAAGUCCUCAAACGUCCGUUAACUUCCAUACUACACUUAUACUGUAUCUUCCAUCAAUGGCGGAAUCUCAGCAACUCCAAUCCACCACCGACUCCCAGCAGCCCCAAUCCACCGUCGAAACCGGUAACAACCUUCCUUUUGCAAUCAUCCAUCGCCUCCCCACUUUCAAUUUCUCCUUCUCCUGGGCUAAAGGCAUAGUCAACCCAAUCGAACCAUCGGAUCCGUUAUACCCGAUCCACCGGCUAUCUGCUCGGGCCGUGAUCGUCCUGGGUCCUAGCCCGCUCAAAUCCGAGCACUUGGACCAAUACCCAUCCGUAGAAUGUAUUUUUGGAACAUCCGCCGGCGUUGACCAUAUCGACUUAGCCGAAUGUCGUCGCCGUAAUAUUCGAGUCACUAGCGCCGGUGAUGCCUUCUCUGAAGACGGAGCCGAUUAUGCUAUAGGGCUUUUGAUCGACGUCCUCCGACUUGUUUCUGCUUCCGAUAGGUUCGUCCGGGCCGGGUUGUGGCCCGUCGAAGGCAUUUAUCCUCUUGGAAACAAGGUAGGGGGAAAACGAGUCGGGAUUGUGGGGCUUGGAAGUAUUGGCAGCUUGGUGGCCAAACGGCUCGAGCCAUUCGGGUGCACCAUCGGCUACACCUCAAGAAACAAAAAGCCACAACUUCCCUAUCAGUUCUACUCCACAGCUCUUGAUCUUGCAACCAACUCGGAUGCCUUAAUCGUCUGUUGUGCAUUGACUGAAAAAACACGCCAUGUCAUCAACCAUGAUGUCAUGAAAGCCCUCGGGAAGAGGGGUAUUCUCGUCAAUGUCGGGCGUGGGGCCCUUGUGGAUGAAAAGGAAUUAGUAAAGUUGUUGGUUGGAGGUGAACUUGGAGGAGCCGGUCUAGAUGUGUUUGAGGAUGAACCGGAGGUACCAAGGGAAUUGUUUACAAUGGACAACGUUGUUUUGUCUCCACAUAAAGCUAUUGCAACAAUCGAGGCGAUUGAAGGAUUGAUACAGUUAGUUAUUGGAAACAUGAAAGCCUUUUUUUCAAAUAAGCCAUUGUUGUCUCAACUUAAUCUUCAUGAUUAAUAUCGACGAUUAAGUCUUUGUUUUGUUGUGUAUUUUGAACAUCAAGAGAGGACAACACUUUAUGACUAAUGUCGAUUAAGUCAUAGUCGGUUUAAUA
Messenger RNA from Lactuca sativa (garden lettuce), 1492 nucleotides. RefSeq names its product glyoxylate/hydroxypyruvate reductase HPR3. Gene Ontology annotation, molecular function: hydroxypyruvate reductase [NAD(P)H] activity; NAD binding; glyoxylate reductase (NADPH) activity. The record is from RefSeq and is a predicted model, not a curated record. Gene Ontology annotation, cellular component: cytosol. Lineage: Eukaryota; Viridiplantae; Streptophyta; Magnoliopsida; Asterales; Asteraceae.